CUGAUCCCCACUCUGUGGUGUUCACCCCGAACUGUAUGACGGGCGUGGUCUCUAUACGGGGGACGCCGUACGGACAAGGAGACGAGUUCGUCGAUCCGCCGGGACAAAUUCUGCUUAUUUCAUUUCCGGACAUGCACGCGACUGGUAACUUUUCAGACCUCGUUGACGUCACAACCCUUGAUUUCACCAAGUUUGACACCAGGACGAGCGAGCUGCUGUCAGGAGGGGUGCGGUUCGUAUACAAGGCAGGUAACAACAGCCUGUCCAACGACUUGGAGCCGGGGUCCAUCACCACCACACCCAACAGUAAAGUGGCGUACGUCGUCUUGCAGAAGAACAACGCGGUCGCCGUGGUGGACCUCGUCACAAAGUCCAUCACCAACAUCUACGGCCUCGGUGUGAAGGAUUGGAGUAAACUCAAGAUGGACGCCUCAGACGAAGAUGGUGGCAUUCAUCUUAAAAGCUGGCCUAUAUACAGCUACUAUCUUCCGAACGAUCUGCAGUAUUUCCGCCACGGUUACCGAGGUUACCUGGUAACAGCCAAUGAAGGGACGUCUGUAAAUCUCACACAGGAAGUCGGCUGGUCCGAAGUGUUGAAGGGUUACGAGUUCAUAGAAAGAAAUCUAACGGGUCCUAUGGUUAGUGAAGAAAUGAUGUCGUGGCUUGCUAACAAAGCUGAUCUAGGUUCUCUCUGUUUCACGUCCCGGAAUGGCGAGGACACGAACGACAGCUUUACGAAGUUCGUCACGUUCGGAGGCCGGAGUUUCUCGAUCUGGAGAACCGUCGAUCUCCGGCUCGUCUUCGACAGUGGCGAUGACAUGGAGACGGAAACAGCCGAACGUAUUCCGGACCUGUUUAACGCGGGAACUGACGCAGACGGCACGCCGAGAUCUCAAGUGGAUAAACAGUCAACUUACAGGGGUCCACGGCCAGAAAGCGUCGCUGUGGGCAGGAUAGGAGAUCUCACUGUAAUAUUCAUCGGCAGCGGAGCACCCGGCUCAGUGUUCGUCUAUUCCGUCCACAAAAACGUCUCCAGUCCGAAGUUCGAGUCCGUCUGGUCUUCUGUGGGCAAUACGAGGAACACGUGGGAUGAGCUGUUCGGAAACAGAACUCUGAGGGUAACAGAUCCCAGACAACUCAUGUAA
Messenger RNA from Gigantopelta aegis, 1145 nucleotides. RefSeq names its product mesenchyme-specific cell surface glycoprotein-like. The record is from RefSeq and is a predicted model, not a curated record. Bases 36 to 1145 code for a protein of 369 amino acids. The transcript has 7 exons. NCBI's taxonomy places the organism in Eukaryota, Metazoa, Mollusca, Gastropoda, Neomphalida, Peltospiridae.